GACUUCUGGAGGAUGUUUUCAAAAUCUUCUUGAUCAGAUCGAGAACAUUACAGCUCAAGUGCUUCCUUUGGAUACAGUGACCAGAAUUUUGAAUAUGGUGCUUAACGCUUCAGAGAAGAUUCUAGAGUCAUCAUCAUCAGUCAACCCAACUGAACUCGCCUACUAUGGAAACCGUGUGUUAAAAGCCAACGAGAAACUCAUCUCUACAUCGGUGAAGCAGACAGAGACAAGUGCCAGUGUCAGUUUGACUCUUGCUGCUGUAGAGGUUGAAGUCUUCAUGGUUGGACCACACGGCACCAAAAUCCCUCGACUUGACACGACAAAUUCUUCUGUGGACAUUGAUCUCAUUGGGAUCGCCAAGAACAACAAUGAAACAAGAUCAGCUGCUGUGGCUUUCAUGAGCUACAACACAAUGGAGAAUCUUCUGAAGCCCGACUUCUUCAACACAUCAGAUGACAUGGUUAAAACCAUGAUGUCCACUGUGAUCUCAGCUACUCUUCCCAAAACCACCAACACUAAACUCACCAAACCAGUCAACUUCACCCUCAAACACAUCAGAGAGUUUGACCCCAACGGUUCUCUGUCCUGUGUGUACUGGAAUAUCAGCGAGUGGAUUGUAGAUGGUUGUUCUGUUUUAAAGACCAACAGCAGCUACACUGUGUGUUCCUGUGUUCAUCUGUCAACAUUCGCUCUCAUCAUGCAAACCAGCAGACCACCAGAGUGGAGUCCUGGAGUGAAUAACGUGGCUCGAAUCAACCUCUGCAUCAGUCUUCUGCUGGCUCACCUUCUGUUCCUGCUCACACAACAGUUCCUGAGCCUCAUACGCCGUCAUCAGGUGUUGUGUGCUGUGAUAUCAGGUGUGCUGCACUUCCUCUUUCUCUCUGGCUUUGUGUGGAUGUUCAUUGAAGCUGUGCUGCUCUUCAUCUGUGUGAAGAACCUAUCACAGAUCAGCUCCAUAAAUAGGGAGGUGCUUAGCAGUGGAUUCCUGUGUGUGAUUGGAUAUACGGUUGCUCUGGUUGUGGUGGGUGUGUCUGUCGGGCUGGUUCCUGGAGGCUACGGCAGUGAACAUUAAACAUGAUUCUCUUCAUCAACAUCAUCAUCAGGCUAAACUCAACUUUCAAAAAUCUGAACGCUGAAGUUUCACAGAUGAAACAAACCAAGAUUAUGGUAUUUAAAACACUGGCUCAGUUUGUGGUUCUUGGCUGCUCCUGGAUUCUGGGUUUCUUCACUAAUGGCAGUAAGGUUCUGGAGAUCAUCUUCCUGAUCUUGAACUCCCAGCAGGGAACCUUCAUCUUCCUGGUCUAUUGUGUCCUCAAUAAUGAGGUCAGGCAGCAGUACAGGAAGUUCUUCAGAUGCCUUUGCUGUGGACUCAAACAACACUGAAGACUAAAACAUCAUGAUCAGGAAAUAAAAAGUGCCAUUAUUAUAUGGGUAUUUUAUAUAACAGAAUAGAUGGCUUUGGAUAUUAAAUCUCAGUCUCAGCUUCUUUCUGCAAAUGAUAGAGAAAAACAUGUUAUAUGAGUGGCUUAUUUCAUAUCUGUUAAUGCUAUUGGUGUAAAACUGAAAAACAUCUCGGUUACUGUUGUAACCCUCGUUCCCCGAUGGAGAGAAUGGAAACAUUGUGUCAAACCGACACUAGGGAUCGCUCUCGAGAGCCCCAAUCCCCUGUGAGGUAUUCAGAAAAGGCCGAUGAAAUUGGCAAGGAAAAUUACGGGUAUAAAUGAGGCCAGUGUGGAAUUGCUCAUUCAGGUUUGUUCUGAGGAGCCGAGAUGCCGUCUCAACCUCUCAGCAGCAGAUCAAAGUUGUGGCAUGAGGGUCACAACAUCUCCAUUCCCUCCAUCAGGGAACAAAGGUUACAAAAGUAACCAAGACGUUCCCUUUUAUGUCAGUCAUGUUCGGCGAUGUCAAACUGACACUAGGGUCCCUAUGCAUUCUGGGCCUCAGUGUCGCAGAUGCUGGCAAGCAAAGCAUGCCAAUGACAAAUGCACUCAACCCACUCGCAACCUUCCAACGCCCGGGGGCGUGACCUCCAGUCUUCCUUUAAAUAGGACACUUACCAUACAAUGGAAAAGGUCACUUCAGCUGCAGAUAGUAUUUUCUGCUAAAUAAAUUUUAGUAAUGUACAGCUGAGCACAACUGGUUGUUAAAGUUGGGAAGCGUUCUUCUCAAUGAAAAGGGAAAACUAUGGAGACCACAUCCUACCCAACAGGGAAGUCUGUAUGUGGAGAAUACAUCCUAUGGACUUACCGGAUUUAGUAUAACAUAGGGAAGUCUCUGUGGAGUGCUUCACCAAAGAGGGAGAAACUACCAACCACAGUGACUGGUGACAGAGUAAAGCUCCAUCUCGGGUGAAGACAGGGUUCAUGUAAGGGAAACCGAACAGUGGAGAAAUACACAUAUGGAUCCACUGUUAAAGAGUCACUACAUAUGGAGCACAAACCUGAUAGGGGCAUACCACAGGUAAUGGAUCUGGAGUUCCUCCACCAAACUCAUCUACCAAAAUGUGCUGAAAUGAUUGAGAUAAGAAGUCCAAGGUUCACCAUCAUGGGAAACUUUAAAGGGUUAGUUAACCUAAAAAUGAAAAUGAUGUCAUUAAUUAUUCACCUUCAUGUCGUUCCAAACCCGUAAGACUUUCGUUCAUCUUUGGAACACAAAUGGAGAUCUUUUUGAUGAAAUCUGAGAGCUUUAUGUUCCUCCACAGACAGCUACACAAGUGCAAUUUUGAUGCUUCAAAAAGUUCAUAAAGAGAUUGAAAAACUAAUUCAUACGAAUUGAGCAGUUUAGUCAAAAUGUUUUGAAGAGACAUGAUCGCUUUUUAUGAUGAACAGAUUGAAUUUAGGCAUUUAUUGAGAUAUAAACAUUCAUCAACUCACACAUAAGUUGUGGUAAACGGAAGCUCAAGAAUGUUUGCUUGAUGCGUGCGAGGCAAAUAGGUUCUCCUGUGUUACACAGCACGUUUGAGCUUCCAGAAGAGUUUUGUUCUCGUGCAUCAAGCAGGUUCAGUUGAGCUUCUGUUUAUGUUUGCUGAUCAAUGUUUAUAUGUGAAUAAAAGCCUAAAUUAAAUCUGUUCAUCUUUUAAAGCCAUUGAAUCUCUUCAGAAAGUUGGACUAAACCACUUAUAUGGACUACUAUUACAAUCUCUUUAUGAAGUUUUUAAAGUGUCAAAGUAGUAGUUGCGCAGUCAAGGAGAAAGAAUGAGUAAGAGGGUGAUUUGAAGAAAGACUGUAUAAAGAGAGAUUUGACACAAUACAAAAGAAAAAAGCUCUGAAGAAUAUCAGUGGAAUGACGGGUUGUGACAGCAGCACUCUCGCCUCAUACUGUUGUAAAAAAAAAACAGGGAAGGUGCCUGGCAAAUUGAAAUCCGCAUAGCCAAGCUAAGCUGAGCUUACUGCAAUUAUUUCCUUCACCUGGGGAACCCCAGAGUACCCCCGCGCCACUCCAAGGGUGGUGAGGAUGGAGGAACUGUUAUAUUUUGUCCUGGCAGAAAAAAGGUGACAGUUCCUCACGCACUUACCGGAAGAAAGGAACUGUGGACAGGCGCAAUGGUAUGUCAUUCUCUGAUCCCAGAAACCAGUUGUCCAACUGAGAAUGCCCAGGGCAGGGUGGAGGAGUCUACUCAAGCCCGAUACCCUCAGCUGCGAGGGAAAGCAUAGCUGCCAACUCAGCAUUAGCCUCAGACUGGGCCACCACACCCGAGGAUUCAGCCCUGCCCUCAGAUGCUGCAAUCCACAGCUCGUCAUCCUUGUGAGCCUCGAAUGAGAAAUUAAGCUCACUGCCAAACCCAAUCGAAAACUCAACUGUUUACGGGGACUCGCCUGGCGGAAGCUUCCCCAUAGCAUCUCCUUGCUCAUCCUCAACGCAUUUUGCAGAGACCUCGUACACGGAGGUAGAAGGACCAGGGCGGGAAGCAGUUGAGGUUGAUCUCUGUCUCUUGAAAAAGAAAGAGAGCCAUGUGCGCAACAUGCUCAUGUUCAUAUUCUCGCAAUGAGAACAUGAUCCAUGAAUGAUGUUUCAGCAUGAUCAUGGCCCAAACACUGAAGACACAAAUCGUACCCAUCCGAGGGAGACAUGAAUUUGAAAAAUUUCAAAGAGACAUGAAAAUUUUGCUCUUUUAGAGAAAUUCACUCUUUUGCUUCUUAUUGCUACCUGUCACAACUUUUUUUGAAUGUGUAGAUCUCAUGAAAUCCAAAAUGAUCCACUAUUUGGCAUGACAUUUCAAAAUGUCUCACUUUCAACAUUUGAUAUGUUAUCUAUAUUCUAUUGUGAAUAAAAUAUAAGUUUAUGAGAUUUGUAAA
Ctenopharyngodon idella (grass carp) is the source of this 4295-nucleotide messenger RNA. Its product is annotated as adhesion G protein-coupled receptor E3-like. Lineage: Eukaryota; Metazoa; Chordata; Actinopteri; Cypriniformes; Xenocyprididae. The record is from RefSeq and is a predicted model, not a curated record. Gene Ontology annotation, biological process: adenylate cyclase-activating G protein-coupled receptor signaling pathway. The transcript is spliced from 10 exons. Bases 95 to 1072 code for a protein of 325 amino acids. Gene Ontology annotation, molecular function: G protein-coupled receptor activity. Gene Ontology annotation, cellular component: membrane.